Messenger RNA from Penicillium soppii, 1446 nucleotides. Its product is annotated as sugar porter family MFS transporter. The record is from RefSeq and is a predicted model, not a curated record. The coding region runs from base 1 to 1446 and encodes 481 amino acids. The transcript has 3 exons. Gene Ontology annotation, molecular function: carbohydrate:proton symporter activity. NCBI's taxonomy places the organism in Eukaryota, Fungi, Ascomycota, Eurotiomycetes, Eurotiales, Aspergillaceae. Gene Ontology annotation, biological process: carbohydrate transport; transmembrane transport. Gene Ontology annotation, cellular component: membrane.
AUGGCCAAGCUCAAGACUUUGUUGACUGCUAUGUUCCUAGCCACUGGAGGCUUCCUCUUCGGCUAUGACAGCGGUAUCAUCACAUCGACAAUCGGCCAAACCGAAUUUGUAAAAUACUUCUCCAAUCCCAGUGAUACCGUGACCGGUGGCAUUGUCUCUGCCUUCCAGGGUGGUGCUAUCCUAGGCACAAUUAUCAAUAUUUUCACUGGUGAUCGACUUGGACGAAAACGCUCUGUUUUCACCGGUGCUUGUAUUUCCUGCUUUGGGUGUGCGUUGCAGGCCGGCGCUGUGAAUAUGGUUAUGCUCAUUAUUGGUCGCUUUAUUGCUGGUGUUGCCGUUGGAAUGCUUACUUCUGUUAUUCCGAUGUACGCGGGUGAGAUCGCCGAGUCUUCGUCUCGUGGCAUGAUGUCUGGUCUGUUGCAGUGGAUGUUGAGUUGGGGGUAUUUUGUUGCGCAGUGGUUAGGAUAUGGGUGUUCAUUUAAUGAGACAGCCUUCCAAUGGCGCUUUCCUCUCGCUUUCCAGUGCGUUCCCGGUCUAGCCCUAAUCAGCGGCGUCCUAUUCCUCAGCGAGUCACCCCGCUGGCUGAUGGAGAAAGACCGCCACGAAGAAGCCCUCGCCUCACUCAAGAGUCUGCAUGGCGACGGCACACCCGAAACAGAGCAGUACAUUGAGCUGGAGUUCCAAGAGAUCCGCGAGACUAUCCAAGCUGAGCGUGCACAGACAAAAAUCUCUUACACCUCUAUUCUCCGCAAGCCAUCCUGGCGCCGCCGUCUCAUCCUCGGCUGUGCAGUGCAGGCUUUCGGUCCGUUGUCCGGAAUCAAUGUUAUCAAUUACUACGGUACCCGCAUCUACGCCUCACUCGGAUUCGAUACACAGACUUCGUUGAUGAUCAUCGGCAUCUCGGGUGCUCUCUCCAUCGUCUAUGCUACCGGUGGUCUAUGGGCUCUCGAGCGCGUCGGCCGAAUCAAGCCUCUCAUUUUCUCGGCGGCUGGCAUGGCCGGCGCACUAGUCUGCAAUGCUGCCAUGUCACAGCACUGGGAUGAGGGCAACAACAAUCAGCUUCGGGCUAUGGUUGCUAUGAACUUCGUGUUCAGUUUCUUUUAUACCUUCGUUGGAAUCAUCUCGUGGGUUUAUCCUGCUGAGAUCUUCCCGGUUGAUAUUCGCAACCAGGGCAAUUCGAUUACCACUUUCACGAACUGGACCAUCAACCUUGUUUUCGCACAGUUCUCACCAAAUGCGCUGUCGUCUAUUGGGUUCCGCUAUUUCUAUGUUUUCUUUGUUUUUAAUUUGGUUGCUAUGUUGAGUUAUAUUUUCUUUUUCCCUGAAACUCGGGGCAAGACUCUUGAGCAGAUGGAUGCUUUGUUCGGUGACGAAGUUCCGAUUGGGGUUGAGAAUGAGAAGGAGAGCAUUGAAGCUGUUAUGGUUGAAGAUGCCAGCAAGCAAUAA